AAUUCGUCGCAUUUACCCUCGAUUGCCGAUCCAACAGGGAAUCACUCUCCGAAUACUGCCCCAAUCUAUGUUAAUGGUGUUCCACAGUCUGCUCCCGUAGCUACCUUUCCCAUAGAUACAUCAUACACCACCUCCCGAUUUUCAUUUGAUUUCGCCCAAGAGCCUACCAACUUAACCGAUGCUUUACACGAAAUUCGCAUACUGAGGGAAGAGAAACUUCGUCUAUUGGAGGAGCUGGCAAACAGAGAUGCAUUAUUUCAACAUUCCUCGCAAAAUAAGCUGAACAACCCCCCGUGA
This is a messenger RNA of Rodentolepis nana, 297 nucleotides long. Lineage: Eukaryota; Metazoa; Platyhelminthes; Cestoda; Cyclophyllidea; Hymenolepididae. The record is from the annotation of a GenBank genome assembly.